Adineta ricciae is the source of this 3561-nucleotide messenger RNA. The record is from the annotation of a GenBank genome assembly. Lineage: Eukaryota; Metazoa; Rotifera; Eurotatoria; Adinetida; Adinetidae.
AUGUCUUCUUUCAAGGCUCAUCUGCUGACUUUCAAUCUUUUUAAAUCAUCGGGCAUUGAUAAUGAACAUCAACGUCGUGCGAACGUUAUUGCGACUCAUGUCUAUUGGUUAACUUUGGCGUUGAUUCUGAUCAACGUCGGUCUGUAUACAUGGACUAGUGUUCAAACGAACGUCGUGACAUUGAAACAACCAACAAAAGAAGAAUUCGAAAUACUUCCUAUCGAUACACAGUGCCCCUAUUCUCGUAUCUCUCUGACGUACGGCGAAUACUCAUCACUUCAAGCUACUUUUCAUCAAGUAUGUUCGAGUGAUUUCGUUUCUGAUCGAUGGAUCAAAGCACUUGAUUAUGGUCUUCGUGUUUCGUCAGUUUAUCCAAAUGAUUUUCGAGGUAUAGGAAACGCUCAGUUCGAUGGUCUUGCAGCUCUCUGUCGACUCGCACAGGCCAAUGUUCAACAGAAUCUCGACACAUUCGCUCGGAAUACAUUGAUCAGUCCCUACGUCCUAUCAGAAAAUAUCUUUCGAUCGAACGUUCAAGCCGUUAUCGCUCAAUUUCAAUCGACAUUACCCAAUCAAUUUCAAACCCAAUUGCAACUUUUACUCGAUAUGACAUUUAACAAUCAAUUGGAUUCUGGAUUGGCAACAAAUUUUGUUAUGACAUAUGAUGCUGACCAAACUGAACCUCUACUAUUCAGUUCUCAGAGGUAUAAACCUAUCAGUGGACCUGUUUGCAACUGUUACGAAACAAUGACAUGUACAUCAUUAUCAUUUAUAUAUGCUAUUAUUGAUUAUCAAGUGCCGAUAAUGACCGUACCAGGAAUAAUGACUGGUUGUUUACCACUUCAGUCGUUGUUGGCUUCAUCGUUGGAAUGUUUCUUUAAUCAAACAUGUGUGGAUAGAUUGAUUUCAUUCUUUCCAACUAACGAAAACUUCACAGCUAUGAACAAUAUUAAUCAAAGUAUUUACGGACGAAACGCGACUGUGCAGUCGAUGGUCAAUGGUUUAAUGAUUGAGAAAUGGAUCACGAGUAUAUCGUAUGAGAAAUACUAUGCACAAUGUGCACCGAUUUCGUGUACAUAUACGAAAGUAGAACGACCAACAUUAGGAUUCAUACUAACAAGAUUAAUCGGUCUGCUGAGCGGCUUAAUACUUGUACUUCGAGUAUUAGUACCAAAAAUAAUUCAUUAUAUUGAAGUACCUGAAAAUGAUGGAUCUUUACAAGCUCAACAAAAAGCAUUGAAGGAACGAUGGCUCGAACUAUUUCUCUUUAUGAAAACGACUUUAAUAACACUCAAUAUUUUCAAUGAUGACACUAACAACGACGGUCGACAAACACGCUAUCAACUAUAUGCCAGUCGACUUUACAUUUUGCUCGUAGUUUUAUCACUUUUAACUUUUAUAAAUUAUCGAUUGCUAAGAACGAGCGUUUACCGUGAAACCUUCUACAAUCCAACAGAAUCCGAUUAUCUCAAACUCGCACAGUCAUAUCCAGCUAGUGUUUCGUGUCCAUGUACAUCAAUCUCAAUACCUUACUCAAAGUUUCUUUAUACAGCACCACAUUACCAUCAGAUAUGUUCGAGCGAUUUGAUCUCAUCGGACUGGCUGAGUUACAUAUCAGUUCUCGAUGAAAAUACGUUGUAUUAUUCGUUGGACUAUCGACUUCAUGUCAGUUCAUACUUUCGGUCCUUAAGAACAUUUUGCGAGCAAGCGAAAGAAACAAUUGAUAAUGCAUUGGAAAUCUUUCUUCAAACGCAAUUUGUUGGUUCGCAAGUACUAUCUCGAGAAUUAUUCGAAUCGCAGAUGAAUUCAUCGAUUGAAAAUUGGCAAUCUGAGACUAUCAAUCAAUUCCAACGUACUAUUCAGUUAUUACGAGCAACAACACAAGGAAAUCAGUUAAUGAAUGAUGCUCUAAAUGUUGAUUUUCAUACGAAUCGAACAACCAGACAAACAACCAUGAAAUCGCGUUCGUAUUCAUCAUGUUCUUGUAGUUUAUCAUCAUCAUGUUAUGUGAAUCUCGCUGUUUAUAACAAUUUCGUCGUACGUUUUUAUGUUCCAACUUUAGUCCUCGGUUGUUUUAUAAUCGACUCGUUACUCCAAUCUUCGUUCGAAUGCUUCUACAACCGAUCAUGUAUGUUGCAAAUAGAUCAAUAUCUAGCCCUGCCACUUGGUGAUGCCUUUAAUUUCUCGCCUUUGAAUUCCACUUGGAAUUUACCGAACGAAACAGCCGGAUCAAUUAUUCAAAAUCUCAUGGUCGAUUCGUGGUCAUCGAAUAUCUCUUUUACAUCGUAUUACGGCGAGUGUGCAGCAAAACUUUGCACAUAUGAAGAAGAACGUCGAGAGAAUCUGAUCUUUCUAAUAACAGCCAUCAUCAGUAUUUUUGGUGGAUUAUCAUUAGGAUUCAAGAUUCUUCUUUUAAUCGUUCUUAGACUUAUUAAUCAUUGCAUCCAUGGUAUUUCUCGCGCAGUCUCAAUCGAUUUUCUCACUUGUCGUAACAAAAAUCAAACAAAGAAACAAUUAGAAUUCGUUCUGGUGGCAACUAUUCUCUAUGCUUUGUAUAUCAACGCGGCUUUCGUUCCUGAAAGUGAGAUUGUUCAGAUUGAGAAACCAUCGCUAAACGUCUAUCAAGAUCUAAUACACCACUAUCCAGAUACUCUUCAAUGUUCUUGUUCGAAGAUUUCUAUUCAGUACGAAACAUUCGUUGCUAUUAAGCCUCGAUUUCACCAGAUUUGCUCGAGUGUAUUCGUCUCACAAGAUUUCAUUAAUUAUCAGUAUAAUCAAGCAUCGCAGAAUCCACAACUGACUCCGUUCGAUUUCCAGUUCUCCUCGACAUUACAAUUUCGUUUACUUUCACUGCUUUGUCAAAUGGCACAAGAAACCGUCACUGACACUCUCUUACAAUUAGCUAACACCGAAUUCAUCAAUACUCAACUUUUAUCAUCCAAUGUAUUCAAUCUUCGCAUCCAAACUGUCAUCCAAGAUUUUCGAACAACAUUUCCACAGUUAUUUCUCAGCACGCUCGCAUUAAUUCGCGAAACAACAGGCGCCAAUCGACUUAUGACAGCACUGGGCACUAGCUGGAAAGUGUCCAUUCCAUAUCUUAUAACUACCCAACAAUCUGCUACUCUCGAAUCGCUUGUCUAUGAAGAAUGUAGUUGUGCGUCAUCACCCAAAUGCGUCCAACCAUCGAAUGGGAUGUUCGCCGGUUGUUAUCCAUUAGAAGCACUCUUUCAAUCGACUUUAUCCUGUUUUUACGAUCAGGAGUGUAUUGAUAAGUUGGUUCAUUACCGCGCAUUGAAUGUCUCAUCGAUGGACAAGAGCAGAUUUCAAAUAAAUACAACAAUCGAAUCGUUUGUCAAUCAGCUGAUGGUCGAAGACUACUCAGCAAACAUAUCGUACGAAAAUUACUUUCAUCAAUGUUCGCCUUUGUUAUGUACCUAUUCAUACACAAGGAUAAUCAAUGUAUUCGAUGGACUAACAUAUCUAAUUUCAGUUUAUGGCGGUUUAGUUAUUUUGUGUCGAGUGAUUGUUAACAUUCUCAUGAAAGUCAUUUGGUUCCGAGAUUGA